This is a messenger RNA of Pararge aegeria (speckled wood butterfly), 1340 nucleotides long. RefSeq lists its product as uncharacterized. The transcript has 2 exons. The record is from RefSeq and is a predicted model, not a curated record. NCBI's taxonomy places the organism in Eukaryota, Metazoa, Arthropoda, Insecta, Lepidoptera, Nymphalidae. Bases 7 to 1299 code for a protein of 430 amino acids.
UGCACGAUGGGUUGUAGAAUUAUAAUAUUUACAUUUGCAGCCUUUUUUUGUCAGGUUCAGUCCCAACUAUGCGUAAAUCCGGGGGUGGUACCACAAGUUAUAGCAAAUCCUCAAUUAGUCACUGCUCCUCAAGUGAUCUCAUCACCUUUAAUAAGUACAACUAUAGUUGACAACUCUGUCUCGACCGCUCUGGCAAACGCUCUACAACUUCUUAUAGUUAGCAAUAUUAUAGAAUCGAAAUUAGGUGCAUCUUGCUUAACUAACUUACUUAAUGUAAAUCCUGUUAUUGAACCUGUAGCUCCAUGUUAUCCAAGAGUAAAUAUUGCCGAAUAUAUAACUCCUAUAACACCUUGCACUUCGUCUGUAGAAAUAAUAUCACCCUGUCGGUCUUUUAUAGAACCUAUUGCGCUUAAUUAUGGUAUAUCAGACACAUUCUAUAGUAAACCGUAUGGAGCUAUCGAACCGUAUCCGUAUUUAGGUUGCUCUGAAAUUUUACCAAAUUUAUAUGACAGAUUUGCUCCUUGCGGAACUGAAAUUGUUAAUCCGUGGCUUUCUAAUGUCUAUCUUCGCGAUGUAGUGACUCCGAGUAACUAUUGUGGUGUGGAUGAAAUAAUAUCUCCUACCUUUUAUCCGUAUAACAAUUGCGGAGUAGAUAUUAUAACAUCUAGCCCAUUCACACCUAUAUGUGGAAAUGAUGUCGUUGCUAUACCAUCCUAUAAUCCUGGUUGUUUUGGAGGAUUUAAUGAAAUAAUCGCUCCUAUUCCAUAUACCUCUUGUGGGGAUAUUAUUACCCCAUUUAACCCUUGUGGAGUAACGGAGCUAAUUUCUCCAUGUGGACCAUUUUACGGAGGAUUGCCUGAAGUAAUAACACCAAUCAACCCCUGCAAUACUGGAUGUUUUGGAAAUGUGGCUGAAUUUGUUACCCCUUAUAACUAUUUUGGGGGAAUAUCAGAAAUUAUCAGCCCAAUAUCUCCUUGCAACCCUGGCUGUGGAGUGCCUGAAAUUUGCUCACCAUGUUCACCAUACUACGGGGGUAUUCCUGAAGUAAUAUCACCAGUGUAUAAACCAGGAUGUGCCGGUAUUCCAGAAUUAUUACCUUCUAACCCAUUUGGCCCUUGUCGUGGACCUGAAAUUGUUACACCAUGUGUAACUAAUAGCUAUCCUGAGGUAAUAAUCCCAACUUCAUAUUGUGCAGGUUGUUCAGGUUGUGAAUUUUGUGGACCAGCUGCAUUUCCUACAAAUUUUGGUUACUUACCUUCUUGGCCAGGUGCGUUAGGUAAUUCUUUUAAUUAUUUGUAAGUAAUAAGUGUAAUAAGUAAUAAAUAUUAUUUUGUUAAACA